Messenger RNA from Brenthis ino (lesser marbled fritillary), 711 nucleotides. Lineage: Eukaryota; Metazoa; Arthropoda; Insecta; Lepidoptera; Nymphalidae. The record is from the annotation of a GenBank genome assembly.
AUGGAUCUAGAAGAUUUUAGCGAAGUCUUAGUGGAAUCUACGAAGGUAAUAAGAGAAUGCUUCAAAAAAUUUCAACUAGACGAAGUAUUUCUAUCGUUCAAUGGUGGAAAGGAUUGCACAGUUUUAUUAGAUCUUACAAUAAACAUAUUAAAAGAUAUAUACAAACGUAACGACAUAGGAAAAGAUUUAAAAAUAGUGUACAUUAGAACAUUAGGGCCUUUUAAAGAAAUAGAGGCUUUUGUGGAACAAAUAGAAACCCAUUAUGGCGUUAAAUUAAAGGUAACCGAAGGUGAGAUGAAGUCGACGUUGCAAAAUAUAUUGGAAGAGGAUAUCAAAUUAAAAGCAUGUCUAUUGGGCACCCGACGUACAGAUCCCUAUAGUGGAGAAUUGAAAUUUAUGCAGAAAACUGAUUCACACUGGCCGCAAAUUGUUAGAGUAUCACCAUUACUUAAUUGGAGUUACCAUCAAAUAUGGAGUUAUAUUCUACAAAAUAAUGUGCCUUACUGUAGUUUAUAUGAUAAAGGAUAUACAUCAAUAGGAAGUAUGCACAACACUCAGCCAAACCCGUCUCUAGCAUACAAGGAUGUCGGAGGCACGUCGUACCGCCCCGCUUGGAUGUUGAAGGAUCCGUCGUUGGAACGCGCCGGUCGUCGCACUAAAAACACCCUAAAUGGCCACAAUGUUCAAAGUACAAUCGAAAAGUGUCUAUGC